AUGAAGCCGUCACGGCCAGAACCUCCUUUUGCUCCGCCCCCACGGCCUGACAACGAUGGGAAGGUCUUGGCAGGAGACAUAGAUGAGUUCAAAGCCUGGGAGGAGGCCAUGAAAACGCCUGCCGAACUGAGACUGAAAUCAGGUGAGCGCUGGCGCGGCUUCAACUUCGGAGCGAAGAGGUCAAUUGCUGGAGAGGUCGUGUUCUGCACGGCGAUGAUGGGCUAUCCCGAAUCUUUGACGGACCCAUCCUUCGAAGGCCAAAUCCUUGUGCUGACGUAUCCAAUCGUUGGUAAUUAUGGCGUGCCACCCGACGAGAAGGACGAACAGGGGAUACCAAGGUAUUUCGAGGGAUCGCGGAUCUAUCCCGUGGCAGUCGUAGUGUCGGAGUAUUCUUUCGCGGCAUCCCACUAUUCCGCCGUGAAGAGCUUGUCUCAGUGGCUUGAACAGCACAACGUGCCUGGGAUUUCUGGCGUGGACACUCGCGCCAUCACAAAACGUCUCCGGCAAGAAGGAUCAGCUCUUGGUGCUAUGGUCGUCGGGAGUGAUGCAGCACCGCAGUGGGAGGAUCCAAACUUGAAGAACUUGGUGGCCCAAGUGUCUGUGUCCAGCCCCAAACUGUAUCAGCCCGCCCGUGAUGAAGCAGAUGAGGGUGAGCCUCCGCUGGUGGUGGCUGUUGACUGUGGCAUGAAGCUCAACAUCGUGCGGUACUUCAUCCACUACCUUCGAGUCCGCCUGAAGGUUGUGCCGUGGGACUAUGACUUCUCAAAGGAGGAGUUCGACGGCCUCUUCAUCAGCAAUGGCCCUGGCGAUCCGGAGAAGUGUGAAGCAACCGUGAAUUGCCUCCGGAAAGUUAUGCAAGAACGACCGCACUUGCCCAUCUUCGGCAUCUGCUUGGGGCAUCAGCUGCUUUCCCUUGCAGCGGGCUGCAAAACCUACAAGAUGAAGUUUGGCAACCGAGGUGUGAACCAGCCGUGCGUAGACCUGCGAACGGGGCGCUGCUACAUCACCUCUCAGAACCACGGCUUCGCUGUGGACGACUCGAAGCUACCGGAUGGUUGGCACACCCUUUUCACCAAUGCAAACGAUGGCUCAAAUGAGGGCAUUGGCCACAAGGAGAAGCCAUGGUUUUCAGUGCAGUUCCACCCCGAGGCCUGCUGUGGUCCUGUGGACACUGCCUUUCUUUUCGAUGAUUUUUUCAAGAUUCUGAGGAACUCGGGAGGAAGGAGUUUGACAACCAUCAGUUACAAGCACCCGCAGGCGAUUUCAAAGGUCUUGGUGCUGGGUUCCGGCGGUCUGACGAUCGGGCAAGCUGGUGAAUUCGAUUACUCCGGGAGCCAGGCUAUCAAGGCAUUGCGCGAGCAGCAUGUGCAGUCGGUGUUGAUCAACCCCAACAUUGCGACCGUCCAGACAUCCCGGGGCUUGGCUGACCAGAUAUACUUCGUUCCGGUUACACCGGAGUUCGUAACCAAGGUGAUUGACAAGGUGAGACCGGAUGGGUUGUUUGCCGCGUUCGGUGGGCAGACGGCGUUGAACUGCGCAGUUGCACUUCACCGAGACGGCACUCUCAAGAAGUAUGGCGUCAAGGUUCUGGGCACGCAAAUCGAUUCCAUUGUUGCAACAGAGGAUCGCGAAAUCUUCAAGGUAGGCGUCGAGAGUUUGGGCGAGAAGUGCGCGCAGUCUGCAUGUGCGAAUACCUUCGAGGAGGCACGAAAAGUCGCCCGUGAGAUUGGAUUUCCGGUGCUUGUUCGAGCUGCAUUUGCAUUGGGUGGUCUGGGAAGUGGCUUUGCAUCGAACGAGGCAGAGCUGGAGGUGCUUCUGACUCGAGCUUUCGCCACCUCGUCUCAGGUCAUUAUCGACGAGUGCUUGAAGGGAUGGAAGGAGCUGGAAUACGAAGUAGUGCGUGAUUCCCGGGACAACUGCUUGGUUGUCUGUAACAUGGAGAACCUGGAUCCAAUGGGUGUCCACACAGGCGAGUCCAUUGUGGUUGCGCCAUCGCAGACGCUUUCCAACGAUGAGUAUCGCAGACUGCGGGCUGUUGCGAUCAAGGUGAUUCGUCAUUUCGGUAUCGUUGGCGAGGCCAACAUCCAGUAUGCCCUUGAUCCGAAUUCAAGUCGCUAUCGCAUUGUCGAGGUGAACGCGCGGCUUUCCAGAAGCAGUGCACUUGCCUCCAAGGCAACUGGGUAUCCGCUUGCUUAUGUUGCUGCCAAGCUUGCCCUCGGUCACGAUCUCGUGAGCUUGAGGAAUCAAGUUACACGCUCAACAACUGCGUGCUUUGAGCCCUCCUUGGACUACUGUGUUGUGAAGAUCCCUCGCUGGGAUAUUGACAAGUUCCCCACUGUGGAGCGCACUCUGGGGACGCAGAUGAAGAGCGUUGGCGAGGUCAUGUCCAUUGCACGGUCUUUCCCUGAGGCAAUUCAGAAGGCAUUGCGCAUGGUCAACGAAGGAUCCGUCGGCUUUGAUGGGAAUUGGUACUUGCGUGCGCGGUCUUCAGCAGCUGUAUCGAAAGACGGCAACAUCGAGGAGGAAUUGCGAUAUCCAGGACCGCUGCGGAUGUGCGCGCUUGCGCAUGCCUUCGAGAAGAACUACUCUGUGGAGCAGGUCUACCAGCUCACCAAAAUCGACAGAUGGUUUCUGGCGAAGCUCUUCUCUGUGCCUCAGGGUCGCAGGAGAAUGGAGGGAAUGGGCAGCCUGGAUGCCUUGCAGCAGGCUGGCCCCGACUUCCUCCGCCGAGUGAAACAGCUCGGAUUCUGCGACAGGCAGAUUGCCAAAGCAGUCGGCAGCAGUGCAGAAGCAGUUAUGAAGCUGCGCACUGGCUGGAGCAUUCGGCCUUGCGUGAAGCAGGUCGAUACCCUUGCGGCAGAGUUCCCGGCAAAGACGUC
Molecule: messenger RNA, 2879 nt
Organism: Symbiodinium sp. CCMP2456
Lineage: Eukaryota; Dinophyceae; Suessiales; Symbiodiniaceae
Source: the annotation of a GenBank genome assembly